AUCACCAACAGUACACGGCGCUGCACUGGGCCGCCAAGAACGGCAACCUGGACAUCAUCAAGCUGAUCGCCGGUACGCACGGCGUCGACGUCGACUCGGCAUCGCAUGGGGGCUACACUCCUCUGCACAUCGCCAUGCAGUACGGCCACGAGGACGUGUUCGACCUGCUCGUCCACACGUACGGCGCCGACCCCAACAUGCGUGACUACAGCGGCAAGAAGCCGCGGCAGUACAUGGUGCGCGAGGAGACGACACUCUCAUCGGAGGCGUUCCGGAAGAUCAAGAAGAAGAGGACAGCUGACAAGGACUCCAGCUUCCUGCGCAUCGGCUCGCUGAACGUGCGGGUCAAGCGGACCACCGAGGCGUUCAACAGCCUGCUCUCCACCGGCCUGAACAUGGGCGACCGACUGCACCGCAGCUGGGGCUCCUCCGACAGCGUCAACGACGCCGACCGCGACCUCAUGCCGCCGCCCAAGUUCAGCAUCAAGAAGCGCAAGUCGAAGAAGCCGCAGGACUUCCAGAGCCUGAAGUCUCGGAUCUCGGCGCCGAUCCUGCAGGCGGGUGGCGGCCUGCCGAUGCCGGCCGGCGGCGGUGGCGGCGGCGGCGGCGGA
Messenger RNA from Pollicipes pollicipes, 611 nucleotides. RefSeq lists its product as uncharacterized. The transcript is spliced from 8 exons. The annotation marks the transcript as partial. NCBI's taxonomy places the organism in Eukaryota, Metazoa, Arthropoda, Thecostraca, Pollicipedomorpha, Pollicipedidae. The record is from RefSeq and is a predicted model, not a curated record.